Molecule: messenger RNA, 5208 nt
Organism: Rhineura floridana
Lineage: Eukaryota; Metazoa; Chordata; Lepidosauria; Squamata; Rhineuridae
Gene: TGOLN2
Product: trans-golgi network protein 2
Exons: 4
Coding region: 16-2127 (703 amino acids)
Source: RefSeq, a predicted model, not a curated record
GGUCUCGCGAGAGUAAUGGCGUCAUGGAGGAAGGCACGGAUUGUGGACGUACGCCGGAAGUGGACGGCUCGGUUCCUUUUCCUUCGAAUAUUUGCCAGAAGCGGAAGGAACUCGGCAGUCGGCAUGGCGGCGGCGUGGUUGUGCUUUCUCCUUCUCUUCGACCUGGUGACGUUUGGUGCUUCGGUGCCGCUUAAAUCACCCGUUUUGAAAUAUUUGAAGAAGACUGGAAAUGCGCUUCCAGAUGCAUCCCAAAAGCAGUCACUCUUGCAACACACAACUCAAGUUGAAGACACUGAAAAAAACCCAUCUCGUGGAUCUCUUAAAGGUGAUACUCUGAAUGCUGGAGAUUCCAGUCCACCCUCCCAAGAGACAAAUAGCCAAGGAAGCUCCCAGUCUGGUGGAAAUCCUAAAGAUGAUACUCUGAACCAGGAUAAUGCUAGAGAUUCCAGUCCACCCUCCCAAGGGUCAAAUGGCCAAGGAAGCUCCCAGUCUGGUGGAAAUCCUAAAGUUGAUACUCUGAACCAGCAUAAUGCUGGAGAUUCCAGUCCACCCUCCCAAGGGUCAAAUGGCCAAGGAAGCUCCCAGUCUGGUGGAAAUCCUAAAGGUGAUACUCUGAACCAGGAUAAUGCUGGAGAUUCCAGUCCACCCUCCCAAGGGUCAAAUGGCCAAGGAAGCUUCCAGUCUGGUGGAAAUCCUAAAGGUGAUACUCUGAACCAGCAUAAUGCUGGAGAUUCCAGUCCACCCUCCCAAGGGUCAAAUGGCCAAGGAAGCUCCCAGUCUGGUGGAAAUCCUAAAGAUGAUACUCUGAACCAGGAUAAUGCUGGAGAUUCCAGUCCACCCUCCCAAGGGUCAAAUGGCCAAGGAAGCUCCCAGUCUGGUGGAAAUCCUAAAGGUGAUACUCUGAACCAGGAUAAUGCUGGAGAUUCCAGUCCACCCUCCCAGGGGUCAAAUGGCCAAGGAAGCUCCCAGUCUGGUGGAUCUCCUAAAGAUGAUACUCUGAACCAGCAUAAUGCUGGAGAUUCCAGUCCACCCUCCCAAGGGUCAAAUGGCCAAGGAAGCUCCCAGUCUGGUGGAAAUCCUAAAGUUGAUACUCUGAACCAGGAUAAUGCUGGAGAUUCCGGUCCACCCUCCCAAGGGUCAAAUGGCCAAGGAAGCUCCCAGUCUGGUGGAUCUCCUAAAGGUGAUACUCUGAACCAGGAUAGUGCUGGAGAUUCCAGUCCACCCUCCCAAGAGUCAAAUGGCCAAGGAAGCUCCCAGUCUGGUGGAAAUCCUAAAGUUGAUACUCUGAACCAGCAUAAUGCUGGAGAUUCCAGUCCACCCUUCCAAGGGUCAAAUGGCCAAGGAAGCUCCCAGUCUGGUGGAAAUCCUAAAGGUGAUACUCUGAACCAGCAUAAUGCUGGAGAUUCCAGUCCACCCUCCCAAGGGUCAAAUGGCCAAGGAAGCUCCCAGUCUGGUGGAAAUCCUAAAGGUGAUACUCUGAACCAGGAUAAUGCUGGAGAUUCCAGUCCACCCUCCCAAGGGUCAAAUGGCCAAGGAAGCUCCCAGUCUGGUGGAAAUCCUAAAGGUGAUACUCUGAACCAGGAUAGUGCUGGAGAUUCCAGUCCACCCUCCCAAGGGUCAAAUGGCCAAGGAAGCUCCCAGUCUGGUGGAAAUCCUAAAGAUGAUACUCUGAACCAGGAUAAUGCUGGAGAUUCCAGUCCACUCUCCCAAGGGUCAAAUGGCCAAGGAAGCUCCCAGUCUGGUGGAAAUCCUAAAGGUGAUACUCUGAACCAGGAUAAUGCUGGAGAUUCCAGUCCACUCUCCCAAGGGUCAAAUGGUCAAGGAGGCUCCCAGUCUGAUCUGGCUAAAGUUGGAAUGAAAGGGGAUGGAAAGAAAGGCGGAGAGGAGACUGAUGAGCAUUCCCAGUCUAAUUUAAAGAACUCCUUAGCUAGUCCAGCCCCCAAGAAUGGAUCUGAAAAUAGCCACUUCUUUGCCUAUUUGGUGGCCACAGCCAUUGUUGUUGCUGCUUUAUAUAUAGCCUAUCACAAUAAGCGAAAAAUUAUUGCCUUUGCUUUAGAAGGAAAAAAAUCAAAGGUACCCCGAAGGCCCAAAUCCAGUGACUAUCAGCGACUGGAUCAAAAGAUCUAAAGUAAUUCCAGAAAUUCAAAGAUGAUGCUGUGCUGAAUAAAGACUCAUUCCCAAAAUGAGUACAUGCAAGACAUGGAAGGAAGCCUCGCCUUCCAUCAUGAGUACAGCCCUGAAGCCUAUUGGCUGUACUGCUGAGCCCUGGGGGAGGGAGAUGCGGAAGUGCUUUUAAUUGUGCACAUGCACUUUGGAAACGGCUAUGCCUCUGUCUUUAUUUCAAAUGUUUAUGCUCCUCUCAGCUACUUGAAGUUGGACUGUUUUUUUCCCUAAACUGCGACAUAAGAACCAACAGUGGACAGUACUGUGUGUUUGUGUGUCUCUCUUCCCAAAAGAUGUGGUAUUUACCUUCUGCUGUAUCAAAGGGUUGUAUUUAGGAAGUGGCUUAUUGAAUGUACAGAUUAAGUAGUUCCCCUGCUAGGUUCCUGGCAUUUUCCCUAAUAAUUGAUCGGGUGGGUUAGUUGACUUUGAUGAAGGCUCUCAGCUGCUAUCCACGAUAUUGAAAGCAGAAGCUCUCUUUGUGAUCCACUGUGGUACUUGAGGUAUGUCUUGCCAGACAGACCUUAUGGAUGCCUUCUGUCUGUAGAUGGCAAUAUUGGGAAAUGAAUGUUCAGUGUUGCAGUUCUUCCCCCUAGCGGUGUCAGAAUACAUGAAAAGGUGGAAUCGUCCUGCUCAGCUUGUGGCUUCCUCAUUCUUGAUAAAAAUGGUGCAUUUCUGAUUGCUAGACCAAAGGUCAAACGAUCGCAAGUCUUCUGGUGUAAAAGGCUUUGGGGUUGGGGAUGUUCGAAUCCUCCCUUCUCUAUGUCCCACUUUGUGCAGAGCUGCAGAGCUGCUUUGAGAAGGAUGUUAACAAAUUUAUCAGGUAGUGGUGCCAUAUCCCCAUUGCAGAUGUCGCAGGAGGAUGGUCUGGAUCCUCCCUUCUCUAUGUCCCACUUUGUGCAGAGCUGCAGAGCUGCUUUGAGAAGGAUGUUAACAAAUUUAUCAGGUAGUGGUGCCAUAUCCCCAUUGCAGAUGUCGCAGGAGGAUGGUCUGGGGCUAUUCCUACCCAUCUGGAGCCACAAGUAAUUUAACGAUACAUCCUCACAGAUCAUUUUCAAAGGAAAAAAAACUAUUUGUAAAUACUUGUUUGUGUUAUAAAUCUACACUGAAUAGACUCUCACUUAGGAACCCAAAAAUGUAAUUACUUGUUGCAUAAAUGUAAAUGUGUUUUUUUUUCCACUUCAGAAACCUAUUUUGGGGCAUCACUUUUUAAUUGUGAAGGGCACUUGUGUAAAAAAUAGAUCAUGAAUGCACUGCAGGAAAUUGUAGUUCAGAGGUGCACGUGUGUGUGUGUGUAAUUGCAUAGCAGCACUAUCUUUUUCCUGUGUCUGAAUUCGGAACAAAUGUUCCUGUAAUUCCACAGAGCAAGCUGUAAUGCACAACAGCCUGUUCUACUGAAUGUGAGUUUGAGUUUGGCCUUUAUCAAACUGCUGUUUUCUUUUUUUCUACUCACAAUGAGGAAGGGCGAGCAGGGGAAAUAAAAUGUGAAUGGGAAAAUAAUCCUAAGGUGUGCCCGAGGCUGCCUUUUUUUCUUACGUAUUUCCUGUCAAAAUCCUUAAUUCUCUCAGUGCAAUGAAACCUGUUCAGUCACUCAGCUGAGUUGCCUUUAAACCUUUUCAAAUGAACUCACCCUGCACGCUGUCCCCGAAAACUGAGCCUUCCUGCACUUCCUUUCAAUAGCUUCUGCCUUCAGAAAUGUUUCAGGUGGGGCAACAGCACGUUUUGAAUGCUUCUUGCUAUAAGAAACUGACUUGCAUUUCUGGGUUGAGGUGCGAGGAGAGAAUCUAGCUUUGCCUACCGGGCAGUUUUUAAUUUGAAGGCCACUAAGCGGGGAAGCCUUCAAAACUGAUUUUCUCUUCCCCUCCCCUUGGAAGGAGCCAGAUGUUAUGCAGUCCAUUCCACCAUCUCAUUCUGUUAUUUGAGUAGAUUAGGCCCAAGUCACUUUAGUUGUAGGAAGAGUAGGGAACUUUUUUGUGCCCAGAGGGCCAGAUCUUUGUCUCUCCUCAUACCAUAAGCCCACUUGGACAAGUGGGUGGGGUCACCUAUCUGUCUGUCAUCUGAGAUGAUGGUGACAGGUUGGUGGUUCUACCCACCAGUCAGUUGACCCAUGGGGUGAGGGGUUUGCUUCACUAGGCUAUUCCCCGCACUGGUGAAGCAAGACUGAACUCUGCUCGUCAGCUUAUGAGCAGAGUCUUCAGUCCUGCUCUCUGCAAGGGUCUGCUUCUCCAGUGGAUUCUCUGCAGGAUUGAACCCCCCACCAUCAGCUGACAUGCCCAAAUGACAUCAACUGAUUAACAGGUGGGUGUGGUUUAGGGGAAAUGGCCUCGCUGCCCAAAUUGGUGUGUCAAGAUUGCCCUGUGGGCUACAGGUUCUCCACCCCUGCUUCAAUGCAUGAAUGGCUCAAGCAGUCUUGGGCAUAGCAUAGAACUUUGCUAUCUCUGCAAGUCCAUGGGCUAACUAUAGAUCUUUUAGCUUAUUUGUAGCCACCCAGAUAAGAAACAAAAAAUGGGGAGGAUUAGUAUUGUAUGGUUUCCUCCCACCCCUCCCCGGCCAGUAGAUUACCUAUUUGCAACUAGCAGAACUAGGGUAGAUUUCUGGGGUGCAGUAGGAUCUCUGGCUCUGAGCUGUUAGCGAAUAAGCACUAGUGGGUGAAUUCUGUCAUCAUGCCUAUUUAAUUAUAAAAUAAAUCUGUGGGAAUGCCUUUUCUCUUGUUCAUAUAUUUUGUGGUAUUUUGACUUCAGGCACAAGGCUAAAGUUUUAAACAGGUAAAAGCUUGCUUGGUAUUUCUGUGUUCACUUUAAAGGGGGGGAGCUAAACGUCACAUGAAUGGAGUUCUCUUGCUGGAUCACUUCCUUACGAAUUGUUUUGGUGUUUUUUUUCUAGUUUUCUUUUAGGUCAGCCCCCUUCCCUGUUUGAACCCACAGGUGUGUUCCUGGUUCUUGCAGUUUUAAAAAUGAGACACUUUAAGAAAAAAAAAGUUCAGACUUGUUUUGAAUCUAUUUGUAUUCCCCCCCCCGCAUGGUGAAUUAAAUAAAUGGCUCUACCAUA